CCGAUAAGUUUCAUUGGGGAUUUUUUUUCUUUCUUAUUUUUCUUUCAUUUGUCGUCCAAAACCCCUCUCCCCUCUCCCCCUCCCUCCCCUGAUUAUAAUCCAACACAUUCAUUCCUAACAGCCAUGUCCGCAAUCAAGGAGAAGCAGGCACCAAAGCCCUUGCCCUUCCAGUGGCAAUUCUUGGCUGGCGCUGUUGCGGGUGUUUCUGAAAUAUUGACCAUGUAUCCCCUUGACGUCGUCAAAACUCGCUUUCAACUUCAGGUUGGAACUGGAGGGGCUGACGGUUACAGCUCGAUUGGCGACUGUUUCAAGAAGAUUAUCAAGAACGAGGGCUUUGGUACGUUGUAUCGCGGUAUUAUCCCUCCUAUCAUGGUCGAGGCUCCUAAGCGCGCUACUAAAUUUGCAGCCAACGAGCAGUACACGAUUCUGUACAGGAACAUUCUUGGCCAGGAUGUCAACAAGCAAGCUUUGUCUAUCUUAACUGGUGUCAGUGCCGGUAUUACUGAGUCCUUCCUCGUCGUUCCCUUUGAGCUGGUCAAGAUCCGUCUCCAAGAUAAGGCUAAUGCUGGAAAGUACACUGGAUCGGUGGACGCCCUUACCAAGAUUGUGAGGCAGGAAGGACCAUUAGCACUCUACAAUGGUUUGGAAGCUACAGUCUGGCGUCAUGCUAUGUGGAAUGGUGGAUACUUCGGAUGCAUCCAAGGAGUCAGGAACGCUAUUCCCGAAGCUGAUACUUCCAAUGGCAACUUGGCCCGGAAUUUCAUUGCUGGAGCCAUUGGAGGAACUUUUGCCACUAUGUUAAAUACACCAUUUGAUGUUGUCAAGACCCGUAUCCAGAACCAGGCUAAGGGUACAGUUCACAAGUACAACUGGACUUUGCCAGGGGUUGCCAUUGUUUAUCGCGAAGAAGGAUUCCGUGCUCUGUACAAGGGAUUCGUACCAAAAGUUCUUCGUUUGGGACCUGGUGGUGGUAUUUUGUUGGUUGUUUUUGAUACCGUUUCAAAUCUCAUCCGCAAGCAUGUUCUUCUAGAGAAUGUCUGAGGUAUAUGAGUAUAUUUCAGGCUAUAAUAUUACAAGCAAGCGAGAGUGGGAGUCCUUCAUUUCAAUCAUAGACUGCAUCUAUUUCUUUGAAUAAUAUCUGAUGUAUAAAUUUUUUCUUCAUUGUGUGGC
Molecule: messenger RNA, 1170 nt
Organism: Lobosporangium transversale
Lineage: Eukaryota; Fungi; Mortierellomycota; Mortierellomycetes; Mortierellales; Mortierellaceae
Product: mitochondrial carrier domain-containing protein
Exons: 8
Coding region: 124-1041 (305 amino acids)
Biological process (GO): mitochondrial ATP transmembrane transport; mitochondrial ADP transmembrane transport
Cellular component (GO): mitochondrial inner membrane
Molecular function (GO): ATP:ADP antiporter activity
Source: RefSeq, a predicted model, not a curated record